Molecule: messenger RNA, 1574 nt
Organism: Sander lucioperca (pikeperch)
Lineage: Eukaryota; Metazoa; Chordata; Actinopteri; Perciformes; Percidae
Product: deoxyribonuclease-2-beta-like
Exons: 8
Coding region: 186-1343 (385 amino acids)
Biological process (GO): apoptotic DNA fragmentation
Molecular function (GO): deoxyribonuclease II activity
Source: RefSeq, a predicted model, not a curated record
AGGACGCGGCAGAGUCGUCUUUCAGAGACGACUUGGACAUCGUUUUGAAGACUGAGAUCAACACGGUUCGUCUUUUUUACAAAGAAGUUCUUUUCUGCUCUUUGGAUUGCUUUUAUUUCAGUAUUUCAGCCUCGUAGCAGCUUUUUCACUUAAUCCUUUUUAACCAUUUAACCUUUUUAACCUUCAUGGGAGUUAUGUGGAGGAUUUUCCUGACGGUCAGUCUGCUCUGCUGGAGCGCUGACGGACAAGUGAAAUGCAGAGACAACAACAACGCAGAAGUGGACUGGUACAUCAUCUACAAGGUACCAGUUACAGACAAAACUACAGGUUUGGAAUAUCUUUACAUUGAUUCAGCUGGAAAGAAGAAGGAUACCUUGACUACAGAUCCUACCUAUAAGCCCAUCAACCAUCCUAACGGUGUCCUGGCAAACACCCUGCGGCCCAUAUUUACCACAUCAAUGACAGACAACUUUGGAUUCAUCACCUACAGUGACCAACCUCCAGGAUGUAAUGCUAUUGAUACGUUUGGUCACAGUAAAGGACUUGUGAUGAUGGAUAAAACCACCACAGGAGUCUGGCUCUUACACAGCACACCACGAUUCCCUUUCAGAAGAGAUCAAAAUAAGUUCUGGCCUGACAGCGGAGCAAAGAAUGCUCAGACGUUUAUCUGUGUAACAUUCAACUACAACACGUUCCAACAGAUAGGUCAACAUCUGCUGGACAUCAAUGCUUUCACAUUUGAUGAUCAUAUUCCAAACAACUUCCAUGAAAACCUUAAGAACCUUAGGAGGACUGAAAAUAACAACAGGCCACAAAGAGUAAAUCAAGUCAAAAUCCAGGACCUGACAUCAGCAGGAGGAACAUUGUUUCGUAGCAUUGCUAAAAAACAGUAUGAAGGCGGAGAAGAACCUGAAGACGAUCAAUGUGGCGAUGAACCUCCUCCUACAAAAAAACCAAGAACAGAACCUCCUCCUACAAUACAAGAACCCAAAGAAGAAUAUGAUGGAGAUCUUUACCUCACUAUUGCAGAGACGUACACGACUAAUGUGAAAGUCCAGACCUGGUGCAGCAAGAAGGAAAGUUCCUACUGCAAAGGACCUCAAGUGAUCAGAAUUAAAUCUGUAAAAACUAAUCUGGGUAACGUGGAGGUUAAGUGGAGGCCUGGUAAAGAUCAUUCCAAGUGGUGUGUAGCUAAAAAUAACAAUAAUCAUUUGAUCUGUAUCGCUGAUGUAAACAGAGCACUCAGCCAAUACGAAAGGCCGGGGGGCGGACUGUGCUUUAUACAUCAACAGGCAAGUGAACUAUUUAAAGGUGUUAUUGCUGAAACUGAGGAUUGCCGUUAGUCCAAAUCAUAAUGGGGCCUCUUCCCGUAAGCAUCUCCGUGAAUCUGACUCUGAUGAUGAUUAAUAUUUGAUCAGAUAAAUACGCCUCUCCUUGCCAGUGUACGUUGUUUUAAGUCCUGUUUUUUCCAGUGUUUGGGAUGAUGCUUUUUAUCCAAAGCGACUUACAAUUGCUAUAUAUGUCAGAGGUCACACGCCUCUGGUGCAACUAGGGGUUAAGUGUCUUGCUGGGGG